Messenger RNA from Rotaria socialis, 810 nucleotides. Lineage: Eukaryota; Metazoa; Rotifera; Eurotatoria; Philodinida; Philodinidae. The record is from the annotation of a GenBank genome assembly.
AUGCAAUCAGCCAUAGAAAAGCUUCGUAAAUAUCGCGAAGAGAAUUAUCGUUCUCACGAUGAAGUGAUUGAAUUAUGGAAAACAGUCUUAUCAAAACACAAUCUCUCAUCAUUGGGCGAUGAAAAAUGGUUAGUACUUGAACAAGUAUUUAAGUGUGCAUUGCAUUGUUCUCAACAAUCGAUUGCCUUUGAAUGUCUUGAGCAAUUAAAAAAAGAAUUUAAAUCGACAAGUCAUCGUGUAUCUGUAUUAAACGCAAUGUAUGAUGAAUCGAUAGGUGACUACGAAAAAGCUGAACAAGUUUAUUCAACAUUAUUAAAGGAUAAUGAAACAGAUGCAACUAUACAUAAAAGAAAAAUAUGUCUUUUAAAAGAACAAAAUAAAAUACGCGAUGCAAUCAAUGAAUUAAAUACAUAUUUAGAACUUUAUCAAGUUGAUCAAGAAGCAUGGGGUGAAUUAUGCGAACUUUAUUUAUUGGAACAUGAUUAUGCAAAAGCUGCAUUUUGUGCUGAAGAACUCAUACUGAUCAAUCCACACAAUCAUUUAAAUCAUGAACGUUAUGCAUCAAUUUGUUAUUCCUACGAUAAAUAUGAAUUUGCACGAGCCUAUUAUUUUAGUACAAUUAAAUUUAAUCCAAAUAAUAUGCGAGCGUUGUAUGGAAUUUUAUUAACGUCGGCAAAUAUGAAAUCACGAAGUGCAAAUGAAAAUAGCAAUAAAAUAAUUAAGGAACAAAUUUUACAAAAAUAUAAAGAAUCGAUGCCUGAUCUUCUUCCAUUUGUUGAAAAGACAUUACAAAAUUUGAUUUCAUCAUAA